AUGGCCUCGGAUUUAGACCAAGAUAUUUCUCCCAUCCCCCGAUCUCGGGAGGAGAACCAGGAGAGAGCUUUUAUCGCUGCCUCGCGGCGAAAAGACCGCAGCCUUGAUGCACGGCUGGAAUCCGCCAACCGGGCGUCCAUGCUGCACAAGAAGCGUACCGGCAAGGCAUUUCACAUCACCAAGGAGAUUGUGGAGAAAGAAGCCAUGUACGAGGAGGUCGACGAACGGUAUCAAGAGAAACGCAUCCGCAUGCUGCAUGCCCAGAACAUGCAGAUCGAGGAGCAGUUCCACCGCCAUCUACUAGCCGCCUUUGCUGCUCGGGCAAAUAGCUCGGGCUCCGCAGCCUCUUCCAUUGCGAGCCGACGCGCGAGCCUGACCCCUCGCGCCUCCAUUGAUGGCGGCUCUUCCCGCAAGAUGAGCCUGGACCUAUCUAAUCUGCGGUCUCCGUUUCCUCAGGGAGUCGACUCCAGCUCAUUGACUAGUCCUGUGACAACAGCGGACGGCUACGUGUUGUCGCCGACCACAACAUUCGACUCCAGUGCCCACUCCUACAUGAAUUGUAUGGAUGGCUCGAAUGGCUUCACGGCCAACAUGGUGACAAGUUCGUCUGCCUCGGGGCAAAUGCCAGCAUAUGUCACACCCAAUCCCGUGCCGACCUGGCCGCCACACAUGGGCACCUGGAUGCCCAUGCAACAGCAGAUCCCAACUCCGAAUCAGACACCUACCGAUUCCCACGCCGUUCACAUGUGGCAGCAGCAAAUGAUACAGCAAGCCCAGAUGCCCGAAGCCACCGCCACUGCCCAAAUGCGGCAGUUCAGGGACCGUCUCGCUUCGGCUCCCGAGCUACCUGUGCAGCACCUGGCCCAACCCGCUGCCCCCGCUGCCUCCAUAUCCGGACCCAGUGGCGGCCAUGGCCACUCGCGCGGACAGUCGCAGCCCAGCAAUAACUUCCGCAAUCUGCACCUCUUGACCCAAGGUACCCACUUGGCCCAGAUGGCCCCAUCGAGCACUAGCUCACCCAGGAUCGAAGCGCUCUCGGCAGAGACGCAGUCCACUCCUGACUUUUGCCCAACUCCCAACACCCCCUUGUCCCCAACCGCUGUUGGUACCGCACACUCCACGCCCCCGACUAAGGAGGAAGGCGAUGGCGUCAUGGUCUCCCAUGAGGAGCUGGAUCCGGAUUUCAACGAGUUCAGCCAGUUCGCUCUGGGCCUGGGCAACUCGUCGCUACAGGAUCGAGAGCCCUUUGGGUUCGAUGAGUUUGUUGCGUUGGAUGACUUUGCUGCCACAGUCUCCUGCUGA
Penicillium macrosclerotiorum is the source of this 1302-nucleotide messenger RNA. RefSeq lists its product as uncharacterized. The transcript has 2 exons. The coding region runs from base 1 to 1302 and encodes 433 amino acids. Lineage: Eukaryota; Fungi; Ascomycota; Eurotiomycetes; Eurotiales; Aspergillaceae. The record is from RefSeq and is a predicted model, not a curated record.